Molecule: messenger RNA, 1563 nt
Organism: Carassius auratus (goldfish)
Lineage: Eukaryota; Metazoa; Chordata; Actinopteri; Cypriniformes; Cyprinidae
Product: somatostatin receptor type 2
Exons: 1
Coding region: 405-1439 (344 amino acids)
Biological process (GO): cellular response to glucocorticoid stimulus; regulation of insulin secretion; neuropeptide signaling pathway
Cellular component (GO): neuron projection; plasma membrane
Molecular function (GO): neuropeptide binding; somatostatin receptor activity
Source: RefSeq, a predicted model, not a curated record
CUCCUGCAAAGACCACCAACCAUUUUUGACAUUUUUGGGCGAUUUCUAAUAAGUCUGAACUUCUGCUAGGACUGCAGACCAUUGUUUUAAAGAAAUUUCAGCGAGUUCUAAUGCAUUUGAACUUCUCCUGCGAUGUCUACCAACCAUUUUUGACAUUUUGGCCAUUUCUAAUAAGUUUGAACUUCUCCUGCAUGGACUACAAACCCAUUUUUGACCUUUUAAGCAAGCUCUAAUGCAUUCAAACUUAUUUUCCGAAGACUACAACCCAUUUUUAACCAGAAGUUGGGACAAAAUCGAAUACAUUUGAACUAAUUCUACAAGAACUACAAACUAUUUUAGAAAUUUCACCUAGAUCUAAUAGACUUGAACUUCUCUGAGAACUACAGAGUUUUUUUUUACCAGAAAUGGAAACCGCGAAACCUUUGGGAAUGUUUAACGACAAUGUUUCGAUUCUAGAUCUGGACAGCGCCGUGAUAAACAACGUCUACAUUCGGGAGGACUCCGAUGUUUUCAGCGUCACCGUGGCCGUCUUGUACCUGGCCGUGUGCAUCGUGGGAUUGGCCGGGAACUCGCUGGUCAUCGUCACCGUUCUGAAACUGGACAAAAUGUCUUCGGCGACCACCGUCUACAUUUUCAACUUGGCUUUGGCGGACGGCCUCUUCAUGGUGGGACUCCCGUUCAUCGCCAUCCAAAACUUCCAGGACCAGUGGAUCUUCGGAGAAGCCGUCUGUAAGCUGGUUAUGGUUCUGGAUGGCAUCAAUCAGUUCACAAGCGUGUUCUGCUUAACGGUGAUGAGCGUUGAUCGUUAUAUGGCUCUUGUAGACCCGGUGCGCUUCGCUCGUUGGCGGACGCCUCGACGGGCGAAGAUCAUCGCCACAUUCAUGUGGUUCAUCUCUCUGUUUCCAGUGCUCCCGAUGGCUAUACAGUUUUCCGCCAGCUAUGGUUUGUGCACCAUUGACCCUCAUAUUGCAUCUGACUCCUGGUGGUUGGCCUUUCUUAGCUACACAUUCGUACUGGGCUUCGCCUUGCCGUUUACCGUAAUGAUCGUGUUUUACACGGCACUUCUAGUGACUCUGAGAAACGCCAGAGAGCAAACGCCUUCACUGGAAAGUCACAGGUUUGAGACACAGGUUACUAAGAUGGUAGUGGCGGUUGUUUUGGUGUUUGGCAUCUGCUGGAUGCCGUUCUACGUCUUCAACUUUUGCUCUCUGCACCGAAUUGACCUGGUGCUUGAUUUCACGCGUGGCUUUGAGUUUGUGGUGCUGCUGUCGUACUCGUGGAGCUGCGCCAAUCCAAUACUGUACGCAUGUCUGUCGGAAACCUUUCGAAGGCAUUUCCACGCCCUCCUCUGUCCUCACAAGAGCUCUCGGACUCACUUUGACAGAGACACCGAGGGCUUUGUCUUGCAUGACACCAAUGCACAAAGCAUGCAAGCUUAGUACAUCUCUGUGUAUAUCUAAAUAUUUAGAAGGGUUCGUGUUCGUGCAAUGCAUUCCCACACUGUAAACAAUCAAUCUUUGCUUGCCACAUUUUUCGAGUACACUUCAAAUUAUGAGUCUCUGA